AUGGCUGGGAAGGAGGGCCAAGUUCCGAAGUCCGGUGCCCGGGAAUGGCUCAUGGUAGUAUUGGGAAGUUUGAUGACCUUCUUCUUCUCCUUUUACUUCUAUGGCUGGGCCUCCCUUCAGGCGCUCUUGGAAGAGGACGGCGUCUACGCGGAAGUGUGCCAGGUUGAGGACUCCGUUCAGGGCUCCUGUGCAGAAAGGACCAGUCGGAUGAUCCUGCUCUUUACAGUGUGCAACCUGGUGACCGUGUUAUCCCUCGCUCUGCUGGGACUUUUGGUGGACCGGCUGGGUCCAGCUCGUCUGUCGCUGGUGGGAGGCACGUUUCAAGCAGGGGGCCUCUUGCUCCUCGCAUCCACUCCAUCCACUCCAUCCACAGCUAUGCAGGCUAUGCACUCUCCCUUUGACGGCUACGUGCUGGCGUUCGGCUUUAUCGGGGUUGGUGGGGCGGCUUUGACCGUACAAGCCAUGAAGCUCCCCUUUGUGGUCCCUCCAAGACACUUUGCCUUGGUGAUGACGUUGCUGAACUGCCUCGUGGAUUCAUCAUCUGUGGCACCCCUUGGCCUCUACCGAUUGUACCUGGCAGGCCUCUCCCGCUUCAGCAUCUUCGCGGGCUACGGUGCCGCGUGCCUCCUCUUGAGCCUCUGCCUGGCCUUUUGCUGGUGGGGCCGGCCCGAGGCCAUCUUGAGGGCACUAAAUGCAGAGGAGCUGCGGGCAGCAGAACCAGUAGAGCCAGUGGAGCCAGUACAGCCAGCAGAGCCAGCAGAGCCAGUAGAGCCAGCAAAGCCAGCAGAGCAAGAGGUGAACCUGAAAGCACCAGAGGGUCCGGGAACUCGCCCGCGCCUACAUGGGCUAACCCUAUGGCAGCAGAUCUGGUCGCUUGAGUUUGCUGUUGCUGCAAUCUUUCUCACCACGCAGUUUUUUCGCAGCAGCGCAUACCUUGGCAUCAACAAGGAUUGGCUGGCGUCAUUAGGAGAUGACGAAACGGAGAAUACCUUCGCCCAGCUCUUCACGGGGCUCCUUCCGGCUUCGACCCUCCUGGUACCCUUGUUUAACCUUAGCUUCGCUCGUGGAGGCUUUGCCUUUACCUUUGGCCUCGUGAUGAUCCUUGGCUUUGUUUGGGGUUUGGUGGUCUUGGUGCCUUGGCUACAGCUUCAAGUCGUGGCUUUCAGCGCUUUCACCGUCUUCCGGGGCCUCCUCUUUGCAGUCUUCUUCACGUUUGUAGGCCAUAGCUUCGGGAAUCGAACCUUCAGCAAGAUGACCUCCGCGUGUUUCUUGCUGUCUGCCGGCAUGUCUUGGCUCAUUUGGCCCCUUGCCGAUCUCUCCCGGAGUCUCACAGACGGAUCAGACGGCUUUGCGCUCUUUAAUCUUUUCAUGCUCGCCCUCAGCCUGCCUUCGGUCUUCAUGACGUACCUCCUUGCUAAGCAUCUCAGGCAGUACCCAGCUGGAGACAUCUGUGUUUGCCCAGGACCAAAAACCAAGGCUGAAGGGGAGGCAAAGGAGGCAAAUGCGGCGAAAGGUGCAAAGGAGCCUUGCGCCUCUUGGUCGACUCUGGAGUAUGCGUACUUUUGA
Symbiodinium natans is the source of this 1566-nucleotide messenger RNA. The record is from the annotation of a GenBank genome assembly. NCBI's taxonomy places the organism in Eukaryota, Dinophyceae, Suessiales, Symbiodiniaceae.